AUGGAACUAGCCCAGUCUAACGGCAUGGUGAUCACUGCAGAACAUAGGUUCGCCGACUACAUCCCACGCCUAAUCUCCGACAUGGAGAGAAUCGUGGACCAGACCUAUCAUAAAACAAGAGUAUACGUGUUUCUGGGCGAGCACAUAGCGUUGGUGGACUUCGUGAAGGUGAUGCAACGUCGAGGUCUCCUCACUGCCGGAGAGUAUGCUAUCGUGGCGGUAGAUGAUGAGAUCUAUGACCCAAGUACUGCGGCUAUCACGCAUGCUGAGCAUCUUGGACAGAACACGAGCAGCGACGUCUUGGCGUUUCGCGCUGUACUGAGACUCACUCCUUCAUUUCCGACUAACCCGCAUUACGGGAUGCUGUGUCAGAUGAUAAAGAAGAUGUCAGCAGCGCCUCCGUUCUGUGUGCCCAACUACUACCACAAGCUCUUCGAUGAUGCUUCGGUGUCUAUAGAGGCAGCUCAUUUAUACGAUGCAGUAACUCUGUGGGCGAGGGCAGCGACAGCCGUGAUGCAGUCCGGGAUAUCACCGACAGAUGGCGCGACCCUUAUGCAACUUCUACGCCCAACUACUUACAGAUCUGUGCAAGGAUUUGACGUGAAUAUGGACAGUGCAGGUGAUGCUGAAGGAAACUUCACAGUGAUAGGUCUGGUGGCAAACUCCAGUGUACCUGGAGGCUGGACCGCUCAGCCAGUCGCCACCUUCCGAUAUGUCAAUGCAUCCGACUUCCUACCGGAACUGGUAGGAGCAAAUAACAUAGCCUGGAUUGGAGGAAGCCCACCAGUUGCAGAACCAGAAUGUGGCUUCGACGGCAUCAAGUGCUCCUUACCACAUGACCCUGGGGUGCUGUCAGCUGCUGCUGCAGUCGCUGCAGCCGCCAUAUUGGCUGCAGCACUCCUCGUCCGUCACUACCGAUAUGAACAGAAGCUGGCUUCUGUGCUUUGGAGGAUCGAGGCUAAGGAUCUGACCAUCAUUCCAGCGUACAACGCCCAGAGCACUGAUAAGACCUCAAUGCAGCAUGACAUGGAGACGAGGCGAGCUCACACCACCAUAGCCAUGUACAAAGGGAACGUGGUUGCUAUCAAACGGCUACAGAAGAAGAGCAUUGACGUCACCAGAGCUAUCAAAAAGGAAUUGAAACAGAUCCGUGAGCUUCGCCAUGAAAAUCUGACGGCUUUCGUUGGAGUCUGCGUGGAAAGUGGCUCAGCAUGCAUCGUCUCAGCCUACUGCUCCAGAGGUUCCCUAGCCAGGGUCCUUGCAGACAGAGACCUUCAUUUAGAUGACAUGUUCGUCGCCAGCCUUGUAGCUGACCUUCUUCGAGGACUGAUGUACCUUCAUGACUCAGCCCUGAUAUCACAUGGAAACUUGACCUCCAGUAACUGUUUAGUGGACAGCCGAUGGGUACUCCAAAUAGCUGAUUAUGGAUUACAUAAUUUAAAAUAUGGCUGCUCCGACGCAGAAGACGCCCUCCGCAUGGAGCGUCGUAUGCUCUGGAGGGCGCCAGAACUCCUGAGAGAUCCCAACCCAAACCCUAGAGGAUCACAGAAGGGAGACGUGUAUUCUUUCGGCAUCAUACUCUAUGAGAUCCUUGGAAGAAACGGGCCUUGGGGAGACACAAACCUUACAAAUGCUGAAAUCAUAGGUCGUGUCCGGCAUCCCAUAGGCGGGGUGUUAUUCCGGCCACCAUUGGGAGGGCUGGUGGCACGACCAGCUGUCCUGGCGGUGCUCAACGCUUGCUGGAGUGAGCGACCUGAACGUAGACCCGAUCUCAGACUGGUUCGCGUUAGAUUGAAGGAUAUGCAUGCGGGCAUGAAAACCAACAUAUUUGACAAUAUGCUGGCGAUGAUGGAGAAGUACGCUUCGAACUUGGAAGCUAUAGUAGCAGCCAGGACGGAACAACUCCUGCAGGAGAAGAGGAGAACUGAUGACCUGCUCAAUAGGAUGUUGCCAAGGACCGUGGCGGAAGCCUUGAAGCGUGGAGAAAGGGUGCAAGCAGAGAGCUUUGACUGUGUCACAAUAUAUUUCAGUGACAUCGUUGGGUUCACCAAGCUAGCGGCCACCAAUACUCCUAUGCAGGUGGUGGAGAUUCUGAACGACCUGUAUACCUGCUGCGACGCCAUCAUAUCUUACUACAACGUUUAUAAGGUGGAAACAAUAGGCGAUGCUUACAUGGUGGUGGGCGGUCUACCAGAAAGGUGUUCUCGACACGCUGCUGAAGUGGCCUCCUUAGCUCUUCACGUACUGGAUGCAGUGCCCAAGAUCAGGUCUCGGCACAUGCCCGCCGCACGACUGCAUAUUAGGAUAGGUAUACACAGCGGCCAGUGUGCAGCAGGAGUUGUAGGAGUGAAAAUGCCAAGAUACUGUCUUUUUGGAGACACGGUGAACACUGCAGCGAGGAUGGAGUCCAGUGGAGAACCUCAGAGGAUCCAUGUCAGCCAUGAUACUUAUCUCCUCCUCAAACAACAUGGCGGUUAUCAUUUUAAAGAGAGAGGAAUUGUUAACAUCAAGGGUAAAGGCGAAAUGAGAACGUGGUGGUUAGUCGGAGAAGACCACGAGAGAAGAAAAAACACUAUGAGUAGAUUCCAACCAGGUCUAUUCCGCAACAUGAACGAAGAGAGCGAAGACUUAUGGGGGCUGAACCGGUCCAUUCUCAACAUCAGAGACAGGGCUCGUCUCUCCUGCGGUGGUCUAGCAGGACCUGGUUCUGCCCUAUCCUCACCAGGUCCACCAGCUUGCGACUGUUUCAUCCCCAACAGGGACCACCACUCAGCUCCUGUAGUCCUUUUCUGCGAUGAAUGA
This is a messenger RNA of Spodoptera exigua (beet armyworm), 2802 nucleotides long. Lineage: Eukaryota; Metazoa; Arthropoda; Insecta; Lepidoptera; Noctuidae. The record is from the annotation of a GenBank genome assembly.